Molecule: messenger RNA, 1680 nt
Organism: Arctia plantaginis
Lineage: Eukaryota; Metazoa; Arthropoda; Insecta; Lepidoptera; Erebidae
Source: the annotation of a GenBank genome assembly
AUGCUAAAUAUUUACAACAAACAGAGAAGAGGAUUCAUAUCGGUUGCAUUCAGACAAAACAGUACCAGAAAGCAUGAAAAUAAUAUUCUGAAGUCUGUGUACAAGGACCUUCCUGUGACCAAUUAUACAGUCAAUGAUUUUGUAUGGGAGAAUUUAGAUAGAUGGCCUGAUAAAACUGCAACGGUGUGCGCAGUUACGGGCCAUGGAUACACUUACGCACAAACACACAGAAUGUCUGUAACAUUCGCGGCAGCUUUAAGAAAUAAAAUAAAGUUGCAAACUAAUGACAAAGUGGCGGUGAUCCUACCGAAUGUUCCAGAAUAUCCUUGUACUAUACUGGGUAUUCUACAAGCUGGUUGUAUAGCGAGUAUGAUGAAUCCUAUUUAUUCAUCAGAGGAGCUCAAACACCAGAUACAACUAAUAAAUUGCAAAGCCUUAGUCACUUCAAAAAUAUCAUAUCAGAAUGUAAGAAAAGCCUUAAGUGAACUGAAAUUAGACAUUCCAGUUAUAACGACUGACAAUGAGAUUUUACCAGGUGCUGUAAAAUUCGCCGAACUCGCUGAAGAUUUUAAUAUAGAUACGAGUUGUUUAAAAUCUGUUCAUAGAAGUCCAAAAGAUCUAGCGAUUUUACCAUUCUCUAGUGGGACUACAGGGCUACCCAAAGCUGUGGUACUGACACACCAAGGUGUUGUAGCACUGAAUCAGCAAAUUGCCUAUCCAGAAAUUGUCGCUAUCAAAGAAACUACUGCUACCUACCAGCCAGUGUUGCCAGCUAUUUUACCAUUCUUCCACAUUUUUGGAUUUAACGCCGUGAUGAUUAACCAGAUGUCAAUGGGUGCUAAGUUAGUCACCUUACCGUAUUUCAAACCAGAGUUAUUCCUGAAGACGCUAGUGCAGUACAAAGCUGAUUGUUUGUUUUUGGUUCCACCGAUGGCGAUAUUCCUCGGGAAGCAUCCAGCAGUGACUCCUAAACACCUUGAAACAUUGUACAGCAUCAUCUGUGGUGCUGCUCCACUGUCCGCCUCCGACAUAGAAGCCGUCAUAGCUAAAAAUAAAAACAUAAACUUCCGUCAAGGGUAUGGAUUAACUGAGACCAACGGCGCUGUCUCGAUAGCGAAGAAUUUAGACGUGACUCACGACUCUGUAGGCUACGUGUUGGCGAGUAGUGAAGUUAAGAUUGUAGACUUACAGACGCAGGAAGCUUUAGGACCAGGACAGGAGGGUGAACUCUGGUACCGUGGUCCGAAUCUGAUGUCCGGCUACUACGGAGAUGAGGAGGCGACUAAAGAAGUCCUAACGGAGGACGGUUGGCUCAAGACCGGUGACAUUGGCCGGUACGAUGACAAUAAAUACUUGUACAUCACGGAUCGGUUGAAGGAACUUAUAAAGGUUAAAGGAUUCCAAGUACCACCGGCGGAAUUGGAAACAGUCCUACGAACACAUCCGAAGGUCCUUGACUGUGCGGUCUUAGGUAUUCCUGACCCCAGCUCUGGCGAAUAUCCCAAAGCUUUCAUAGUCACUCAACAAGGUGUUAACUUGCCAGAGGAAGAAAUAUUAGAUUAUGUUAACAGUAAAGUAGCUGUGUUCAAGAAAGUCAGAGAAGUACAAUUUGUUAAAGAAAUACCAAAAAAUGCUGCUGGGAAGAUUUUAAAAAAAGAAUUGAAGAAACUUUAUUGUUAG